CAAAUCAAUUUCUCCAAUAUUUUUGACCUUGCAAUUGGUUCACACGAACGCGCAAGUGCAGGACUAAGGCCCAACCUCCGGUCCGGAAAAGCCCAAAAGGGAACAGGUUGAACCUCAGGCCGUGACAAUUCGCGUACAAUCUUCAACGUCUUUGAGUAGUUUAAUCCUCCAUUUUUCUUCCCCAUGAUUUCUGGGAAGCUUUAUCCAUCCUACUCCGCGUCAUGCAUUUUCCCACCAAAACAAACCAAUCUUCAUCUUCCUCUUCUUCAAAUCUCUUCCACACUCAGAUUGAUUAGCUUUCAAUCCGUCUCCCUCUCUUUUCCAUCCUUCUUUGCUUCUAAAUCCAGUGCCAAGUCCACUAGAUUUUCGAAUUCUGUGGUAAAAGUUUAUAGUUAUGAGGGUCAAAACCCCAUUAUUUUAUCGGAUUUGGAAGACCUGUCCGAGGAUGGAGCUGUCUAUAAGAAGACACUGGCCAUGGUGGAGUGCUCCAUGUUCGCUGCACUUAAUGGCUUGGUCUACUUCUUGAGCAAUUCACUCGCUCUUGAGAAUUACUUUGGCUGUUUCUUCUGUCUACCAAUAGUAAUCUCUUCAAUGAGAUGGGGUAUAGCAGCCGGGAGAAAAACCAUGGUGGCGACAUUCUUGCUGCUGCUGGUUUUGUCUGGUCCAGUGAAAGCUUUAACAUAUCUGCUUAGGCAUGGUUUGGUGGGAUUUACAAUGGGCUCCUUGUGGAGGCUUGGAGCAAACUGGAGUACCUCAAUCUUUCUGUGCACAAUCGUUCGGGCACUCGGGGCAGUGGGGUAUGUCUUAGUAUCUUCAUUCUUGAUAAGAGAGAACAUACUAGCUCUGAUCACUAUAAAUAUUCACGCUUCCCUCACCCUUAUCUUCACUGCCUGGGGUGUGAACUUGAUCCCAUCAAUGAAUGCAAUAUAUGCUAUAUUUGGAAUACUGGUGUUCCUGAACUGUGGAUGCUUCAUGUUUUUGCUUCAUCUUUUGUACUCCGUAUUUCUUACUAGACUUGGUUUGAAGACUUCAUUGACAUUGCCAAGGUGGCUGGAAAAGGCGAUGUAAACAAACACUCGACCGGUAUUAAUUUGUUGACGAUGAUAAAUGCACCAUUUCUUUUCUCCUUUUAUAGGAAGAAGAAAUUGGUUAAGCUCAAUGGAACAUUUAGUUCAUUCACGAUUUGUUUUAUUGUAUGUGAAUGGCUGAGAAUGUAUGGGCGAUGCUUUUGCCCAAUCAGAUAAAAUGGAAGGAAGUAACUAUUAAGCUUUAGGGAGAUUUUAGAUUUCUACUGGUGGUCGUCUUGCUGUAAAGUUCCUGAGGAGUUUGACCAUCCUUUAUGAUGCAACGAGUGAAUCAGCUUUGGAACUUUGUAGACUGGAAUGUACAAUCUAUGAUCUAGAUUUACAAUUUCAAAUAUGAAAUUAUUAUUGCCUCGAUUGGUAAUUAUUUCA
Molecule: messenger RNA, 1454 nt
Organism: Benincasa hispida (wax gourd)
Lineage: Eukaryota; Viridiplantae; Streptophyta; Magnoliopsida; Cucurbitales; Cucurbitaceae
Source: RefSeq, a predicted model, not a curated record